AUGACCCGCCGCCGCCGCGCCCGCCCCGCCCCGCCACCGGCGGCGCUGGAAGACGACGACCUCCUGCGGAAGAUUUUCCUCCUCCUCCCGCCUCAGCCCUCCACCCUUCCCUGCGUCUCCGUCGUCUGCAAGCAGUGGCGCGACGUCGUCACCGACCCCCAAUUCCUCCGCGGCUUCCGCGACCAACACCGGAGACCUCCGCUCCUCGGCCUCGUCAUGGGCCACACCGCGUCGCCCUACUUCAGGUCCGAUCUCAACCCUCCAGACCACAUCCCGCACGAGCGCUUCUUCCCUCGAGACAUCCGCAGCAUGAACAUGGACAUAUUCGACUGCCGCCAUGGGCGCGUCGUCUUCUUCGCCCAACGGCUGGGCGAGGUCGUGCUGUUUGACCCCGCCACGGGAGGCCGCCGUUGUGUGGUCGUUCCACCAGUGUUUCACGGAAAGGAGAUUGGCGUCUUCAACGCCGCCGUGAUUUGCGUUUCCGGCGACGAAGGCCACGUGCACGGCGAUUGCCACGCCAGUCCAUUUCAGGUGGUCUUGAUGGGCAUCAGUGACGACUAUAAACAAGCUUUCGCCUCUGUCUACUCAUCGGAGUCUGGCAUAUGGGGUGAUAUCAUCUCCAUAGAGAAUCGUGAGAUGUAUGAUUUGAAGCAACCCAGUACACUUAUUGGAAAUGCCCUUUACUGGUUGUUUCCUGGAGAUGAUGGGGAAGGCAUACUGGAGUUUGAUUUGGGUAGGCAGAGCCUAGCCAAUAUCGAGAUGCCGCAAGGUCUGGUGUACUAUAGUCCUCGCAGCCUUCAGGUCAUGGUAGCAGACGGUGGCUGUGUCGGCCUCGCCAUUCUGUCAUGCUAUAGAUUCGAAAUGUGGGAGAGGAAGGUCAGUUGUGAUGAUGGUGUUGCUGGAUGGGUGUUGCAGAAGACCGUUCAACUGAACACGAUCCUUGGAUUGGGGCCUAUGGGGGGACUGGACAAUUUACUAAUGGGAUAUGAUGAAGUUGAUCAUGUGAUUUAUAUAAGGACGGACAUUGGUUUCUACAUGGUUCGACUUGAGUCGAUGCAGUUCAGGAACCUCGGCAAAGACAAUUUCAGCAAUACUUCCUAUCUUCCCUACAGAAGUUUCUAUACUGCAGUGAGUGACUUGGCAGUAUGCGAGAGGACUGGUGAACUCUUUGCACCUCUUGCAAAUGAUUACCUCCUUGCUUCAUGGGGUGUAGAAGCAGUAGGAGGUAACGAAGCAGCUACCUUGAGUGAAACCUCACCGGAAGGAGGUACGGUCGGCAUGUCAAAGCACAUAGAUCAAGGAAAGGAUGCAGAUCCUGCGCCUAGCCGGGCACUAAAACAAACACGAAUUGACGUGAUAUUCAAGAAGGAGACCGAGACAAGAUCAAAGCUUAGCAAAGCUUGGGCAAAAUGGUUUCGGAGCAAUGGCGUUCCUGCAAAUAAAGCAGACUGCCCACACUUCUGUAGUGCCUUGAAGCUAACACAACAACUAGGUACCCGCCUCGUUGCUCCUACAGGCAACGAAAUAGACAGUGCAAAUCUGGACGCCAGUGAUGAAGAACUACCAUAA
Molecule: messenger RNA, 1569 nt
Organism: Triticum turgidum subsp. durum (durum wheat)
Lineage: Eukaryota; Viridiplantae; Streptophyta; Magnoliopsida; Poales; Poaceae
Source: the annotation of a GenBank genome assembly